Tigriopus californicus is the source of this 958-nucleotide messenger RNA. RefSeq lists its product as uncharacterized. Lineage: Eukaryota; Metazoa; Arthropoda; Copepoda; Harpacticoida; Harpacticidae. The transcript is spliced from 3 exons. The record is from RefSeq and is a predicted model, not a curated record. Bases 46 to 510 code for a protein of 154 amino acids.
UUGGUGGGCCGGAGGUCGUUGUGCAGUGCAAAUUUAGCUUUGACAAUGGGAAUAUUGGAUAAGAGUUUUCGCUUGGCUUGGAUCAGUAUCCUUAUCUUCAGCCAAGUCAGUGGAUCCACGGGACCAUCCUCAAGUGGACGGAGAUUAACCUCAUUACUGAGCAAUCUAAAAGAUUUUAAUUUAGGCGGUCCAAGAGGCAAGCGGGAUUUCUAUCAUGAUCCGAGUCGGGAGAUGAACGAGGCCUAUCUGGAGAAUAUUGGAAACAGAAUAGCAUCGGCUACUAGUAACUUAAUAGCAACAUUUCGUUUAUUGGCUCAAGCUCACAACCAAGAACUGAAUGGAUCUCUUGCUGUUGAGAAAAGACUCCAAGAUGAGAACACCUUACAAGAGAUAUUGGAAGGAAUGGAAGCGUUCCCGGAGAGCCCUUUGUAUCAAGACUACGUUCGACAUCAGCCUAAUGCUGGCGAAUACCUUCGGCUAACCAAAAAGAGCCACCGCCAAUUAAUAUAAAAUUGUAAUUUUGAAUAUUGUUAUUCUCACCUCUUUGCCCGUGGAAUCAGCUUAACUCAGCACAUGUCAUUUUGGUUUGAAGAUGUCGAUCAUGUGGUGAAACUUACAGAUUUAUCUCAAUGGUGAAAACUGUCCUUGUGAUUGCACUUAGUUUAACGUUUUCAAUAUCUGAAAAAAUGCUUGGACAUAUCGUUGGUUUUGUUGUUGCCUUUAAUAUAAGUUCGUCAGCAAAAAGGUUCCCUUCAUAUAAUUUCUAUAUUUAUGAUGUGUGUUCAUGCCCAAAAAAACGUUUUUGAAGCUUCGAUAACCACAAAACCUCAAACGAAUCAUUGAACCUAUCAAAUUAUUUUUGUUACUUAUGGAAGCAUUAAAGUUUUAUACCUUUAAAAGCAUAAAAUUUAGCCCAAAAUAUAAAAUAUCAAAAGAAGGCCUCAUUCGGUUGAUGUAC